Molecule: messenger RNA, 1209 nt
Organism: Oryza sativa Japonica Group (Japanese rice)
Lineage: Eukaryota; Viridiplantae; Streptophyta; Magnoliopsida; Poales; Poaceae
Biological process (GO): translation
Cellular component (GO): ribosome
Molecular function (GO): mRNA binding; structural constituent of ribosome
Source: RefSeq, a predicted model, not a curated record
GGCCUGUUUGUAACUGGGCCGGUGCGAGAUAGUCGUCACUCCCGGAGUCCGGAGUUCGCUCUCCCGCCGCCGCCGCCGCCGCCGCCUCGCCUGCGUCGAUCUCCACCCCGCGAGCGGAGCAGCGGUGCCCGGCGUCGUCUGCUGCUUCCGCCGCAUCCUCCCUCGCUCGCUGGGCAAGGAUCUUUUAUUGCUUUUCUUCCCCUGGAAUUUUUUUAGCUAGCAAGGAACACGGUUGAAAGUAGGAUGAGUCUCUCUACCAUAGCAAGACGACUAUGUUGUUCAAGACCAACAUCUGGGGGUCGUCUUUCAGCGGUUUGGGCUCAUUUGUACAGCACAGAGGCUGCCAAAGACACAGGUGCUAAGAAGUAUAAAUACCCUGAAGUCUAUGAUCCAUACGGGCCUAUGUCACCUCCAUCGCAGAAAGUUGUGGAUCUUGCUGAUCGCAUUGCUGCCCUCCCUCCUGAGGAGAUCAAACAGAUUGCUCCGGCUCUCCUUCUCAGACUGAACCAACCCCCACCACAGGCAAUUUCUGGACAGGGUUUCAGUUUCAGUCCUCAAGGUGGUGGCGGUGCUGCUGGUGCUGCAAAGGCAGAGGAGAAGAAAGCAGAGAAAACAGUCUUUGACGUCAAGCUGGAGAAAUUUGACGCUGCUGCUAAAAUUAAGAUCAUCAAGGAGAUUAGAACAUUCACAGAUUUGGGGCUGAAGGAGGCGAAGGAGCUAGUGGAGAAGGCCCCUGUCAUUCUGAAGCAGUCACUCACGAAGGAGGAAGCUGAGGCAAUCAUAGAGAAGAUUAAGGUAGCUGGCGGUGUCGCUGUGAUGGAGUGAAGGAUUAACUCCUUUGGCACUACUACCCUUUUGUUUUCUUCAAUUUUUGUUAGCAUGGUCAGGCAUUAGAGGUCGCAGUAUCUCUACACUUUUGUAGGAAAUGUUCAGCUGUGACAGGUAAACAUGGGCCAUGAUUUGGUCUGAAUAAACUUUCUUCGACCACUACAACUUUCCUGAUGUAUUAUUGUGACAUUGGGACCGAGUGAAUGGAAUGUAGACAGAAUUGCCUAUGCUGAUACCUGUAACUUGUUCUGCAUCUGUUAUUGUAACUUACAAGCAUGCAGUUUUGGUUGAAGUGCAAUGGGCAUAGAGUACUUGAAACCUUGUCUGCAAGACUGCAACUCUUCAUAAUGUAUUUCACUAUCUGGUCUGAAUUAUACAUCA